Molecule: messenger RNA, 4851 nt
Organism: Vitis riparia (riverbank grape)
Lineage: Eukaryota; Viridiplantae; Streptophyta; Magnoliopsida; Vitales; Vitaceae
Product: TNF receptor-associated factor homolog 1b-like
Exons: 12
Coding region: 943-4383 (1146 amino acids)
Molecular function (GO): protein binding
Source: RefSeq, a predicted model, not a curated record
UGUUAUUCGAUCUGUGGGACGCCGACGGUUUUCAUCAAUUGAUUACUCGAUUUUUUUUGUUCUCUUGGAUUUUGAUUUUAAAUCUUUUUAGUUUUAGGGUUUGAUUUUUCAUCAGGGUUUUUUUGGGGGUUUUUUCCUUGCGAUCUUCUUUGUUUGGGUGAGAAUUGUUGUGGGUGUUAUUGGGCUUCUGUUUCUUUGAAUUGGGUUUGUGGAUUCUUUCUCAGGGUUUCUGUUUUUGAUUCUUUUUGGGCUUAUGUUUUUUUUUUUUUGAUUGUUUGAUUUUAGGGUUUAUUGCAGUUUGUUUGUUUUUCCUUUGAUGCGGCUUUUCGUUUCCAAGGGUUUUAAUUGAUGGUUGGUUUAAAAUUGCCGAUGCAAGUGUUAUAUCUUCUGUUUGGUUGCUGAGAAAAUCAAGAUGGAGAAAAGAAGAAAAAAAUAAAAAUACGAAUUUUCGGAAGAACUUAACUUAACUAGGCCACAUAGUCGUAUAAAGAUUUGUUGAUUUAUCGGGUCCUCAUCAAUGACAAAUCUAAAAUUUAAAAAUUUGCUUUUGUUUAUUUUCUUACAUUCUCUUAUCCGCCUAAUGGUGCCUGGCGGUUUCUGAACCGAUUACUCUGGGGAGUUGCGGUCUGUUGUGCUUGAUGGGAUUCUUUUUGUGGAAAAUUAUAGCUUCCUGUUUAUUUCUAAUUUUGCCAUUUUCAAUUUGAUUCUUUUAAUAGUCUCAAACGGGAUUUUUUUUGCUUUUAAUGGAUAACUGCAGAUUUAAGUUUGGGGUUUAUGGUUGAAAAUAUUGGUAAUUAUUUGCUAUAGCUAUAUUGGUAAUUAAGCUUUCACUCAAAAUGGUGUUAUCUUGGCUAAUUAUUGACUGUUCUCUUGUGGAGUUCCUUGUUUUUUUUGGCAGUGGGCGAAGUUGAAGUAGUGUGGGGGAGGGGGUUUGCAGUGGACAUGGCUGGGAUUGCAAGUGAGGAGAGCGGAGUUGGUAGGUCUACAGAUAUUAUUUCAAGUGGGCAACGAUGCCAGUCGGGAGAAGCAUUGGCAGAAUGGCGGUCCUCUGAGCAAGUGGAAAAUGGAACCCCAUCAACUUCCCCACCUUACUGGGACUCAGAUGAUCCCGAUGAUACUGGGGCCAAGCCAUCUGAGUUAUAUGGAAAAUACACAUGGAAGAUUGAGAAAUUUUCACAGAUUAACAAGAGAGAACUCCGUAGUAAUGCGUUUGAGGUUGGCGGUUACAAAUGGUACAUUUUAAUAUAUCCCCAGGGUUGUGAUGUCUGCAACCACCUCUCCUUGUUUCUUUGUGUUGCUAAUCAUGACAAACUUCUUCCAGGAUGGAGUCAUUUUGCACAGUUUACAAUAGCCGUGGUUAAUAAAGAUCCAAAGAAAUCUAAAUAUUCUGAUACGUUGCAUCGAUUUUGGAAGAAAGAGCAUGAUUGGGGGUGGAAAAAAUUCAUGGAACUAUCAAAAGUGUUAGAUGGGUUUAUUGAUGCUGACACUCUUAUUAUAAAGGCUCAAGUCCAAGUUAUCAGGGAGAGAGCAGACCGUCCAUUCCGUUGUCUUGAUUGCCAGUACAGGAGAGAACUUGUUCGUGUCUAUCUUACAAAUGUGGAGCAAAUUUGCCGGCGUUUUGUGGAAGAGAGAAGAGGCAAGCUUGGGAAGUUGAUAGAGGACAAAGCUAGAUGGUCAAGCUUCUGUGCUUUCUGGUUGGGAAUUGACCAAAAUGCUAGGCGCCGCAUGUCCAGGGAGAAAACGGACUCCAUUCUGAAAGUAGUUGUAAAACACUUUUUUAUAGAGAAGGAAGUCACAUCCACUUUGGUAAUGGAUUCUUUGUACAGUGGUCUGAAGGCUCUUGAAGGCCAGACUAAUAAGAGCAAGAAGGGGAGGGCGAAACUAUUGGAUGCUGAAGAAAUGCCAGCUCCUAUUGUUCGUGUGGAGAAAGAUAUGUUUGUUUUGGUGGAUGAUGUUUUAUUACUGCUUGAAAGGGCUGCUUUGGAACCAUUGCCUCCAAAAGAUGAGAAAGGUCCCCAGAAUCGUACAAAGGAUGGGGGUCCUGGAGAGGACUUCAACAAGGACUCCAUCGAGCGUGAUGAAAGGCGUCUUACAGAAUUGGGUCGUAGAACAGUUGAAAUUUUUGUCCUUGCCCAUAUUUUCAGCAAUAAAAUUGAGGUUUCCUACCAGGAAGCUGUUGCUUUGAAGAGGCAAGAAGAACUCAUCCGUGAAGAAGAGGCAGCUUGGUUGGCUGAAAGUGAGCAGAAGGCAAAACGAGGAGCAAUUGAAAAGGAAAAAAAAUCCAAGAAAAAGCAGGCUAAACAAAAAAGGAACAAUCGCAAAGGGAAAGAUAAAGGAAAGGAUGAAAGGUCUGGUGUGACACUACAAGAAAAGCAGCAACAAGGGAGCCCUAAUGAUGGCAGAAACGACUUUAUGAGGGAACAAGUGCAAACUGUGCUUGAAAAGCCUGAUACCCUGGAAGAUGUUUCUGAUGUGUCUGAUUCAGUAGAUUGUGCUGCUGAAAUGCCUCAGCCUGAUUCAGAAGACAGAGAUGCUAGUCAUAUCAAUUGGGAUACUGACACAUCUGAAGUUCAUCCUCCCACAGAAGCCAGUAGCAGUGCGAUUAGUGGUCUGUCAUCUGUACAGAAUGGAAUUACAGAAAGGAAGAGCCCAGGUGUAAUGGAUGAUAGUUCCUCUACUUGUUCUACAGACUCAGUCCCAUCUGUGGUAAUGAAUGGGCCCUAUAAAGGGAACUCAUUUCCAAACUACAAAAAUCAAAAGUCACCAAGCAGAGGAAAAAAUCAACGAAGUAAGGUAGCAUAUGAUGGGACUAGUUGGGCAAAUGAGUUGGAUGCUCAUCCCUCUGGACCAGCCACAGAUGCUGGGGAUCUAAAUGAUGCUUCUGGUAGUUGUAAGGCAGCUGAAUCUGAGUCUGAAGCUGGCAGUCUUUCCUUACAUGAUCGGAUAAAGUGGCUUGAGCAGCAUGUGGUUAAGAAGGAAGAAGAAGUUGUUUUGCUGCAGAAGAAACUGAGCAUCAAAGACCAGGUUGAUACAGAGAGGCAAUCCAAAGAAAAGACAACAGCAGCACCAUCCCCUCCCCGGAGCCCUCCCAGAAGUCUCCCCUCUACUGCUCAGCUAAAGUUGGAGUCGAAGAGCACUCCUAUUGCUGAACCUGUUUCAGUUAGGAAAACAUCUUCAAACAGCCCACAAGCAGCUUAUAAAGCAGCACCUUUAGUAACUUCAACCCAAACAAUGAUAGUGUCCAAACCAGAGACUCAAAAAGCUGCAACUCCAAAACCGACUGAACAACCCACAGUUCACCAAGUGCCCAUGGUGUCAAGGCCUUCUACUGCUCCUCUAAUCCCUGGUCCAAGACCAACUGCUCCUGUGGUUUCUAUGGUUCAAACAACCCCACUGCUAGCCCGUUCUGUGAGUGCUGCUGGACGGUUAGGUCCUGACCCCUCACCAGCAACACAUAGUUAUGUACCUCAGUCCUAUAGAAAUGCCAUAAUUGGUAACUCUGUUUCUUCAAGUUCAUCUGGCUUCAGUCAUCCUCACUCAAGUUCAACAGCGAACUCUUCACCAGCAUACUCGCAACUGCCUACCUUGGUAUCUUCACCAAUGUUUUUACCACAAAACUCUGACCGGUUGGAUGUGAACUCUGUCAAAUCAGGCUUCUCUUUUGGAAUGGGAACACAGGACAUCUUGCAGAAUGGUGCACAAUGGACAGAGCGCUCUCAAAGGGAUGCCAGCAGAAGCACGAACUGUGGUCCUUCCAUGCUUAAUGACAUUCAAAACAUUGAUUUCUACAAUCCUGUACACAGUGGAUCAAGGGAGCACUUUUCAACUGAGUUUCCAGCCGGUACAUCCGGGUAUCAGACCCAUGGUGUGAUGAUAGAUGAGUUCCCCUUCCCUCACCUAGACAUCAUCAAUGAUCUGCUCAAUGAUGAGCAGGUAGGGAAGGCUGCUAGGGCAAGCACAAGCUCCCAGAGUCUCAGCAAUGGGCCACAACUUCUGAGUCGGCAGCGGUCUUUUCCAGGUGAUAUGGGCAUAGCAGGUGAUUUGGGCUCUUCAACUAGUGCUUGCAGGUUUGAGCGAACACGGAGUUACCAUGUUGGAGCCAAUCAUGAUGAAGUGUUCCAACGGAGUUAUGGCUCUUCUGGCAGCCAUUUUGACCACCCACUGAGGGAUUUUAUUCCACAAGCUAAUCCUCCACAUUAUGCAAACGGGCCAAUAGAUGGAUUAAUUCCAAACCAGUGGCAGGUGGCUGGUUCUGAUAUUCCUAUGUUUAACGCAAGGAAUGCAGUGGAGAGCGAUGGCUACCCAUAUUACAUUCCAGAUUACCAAAAUCCUGCAUGUGGCAUUGAUGGAUAUACAAUGUUCCGGCCUUCAAAUGGACAUUGAAAAGAAGCUACGCUAUGAUGGAGUUGGCCUGCAAAUGAGUGGGUUUGUGUCCAUUAUAGUAAUGUAUUUUGAGGAAGUUUGUUGGUCUUUUUAGAUUUGGAGUGAGGGUUGUAAUCCUUUGAUAAGAAAACUCUUAUUUUGCAAAGAGUGAUUCUGCCAUCUUAGCUUCCAGCUUUAGUUGUUUUCAACCAGGGGCUCAGCUUUCAUACUUGGGUAGGGAGGAUUGAGUGAAGCUCGUUAAGGAACCCUUUUGGAGCACAAUGGGGGAAUCUGAUUGCUUUUGCGUUGGAGUCUUUGUUUUAUUUGCUGCUAGGACUCUGGCGCUGUGCUCUUUUUUAUUUGCUUACGCUCAAUUCCCCUCAUAAAACUGAACUGGAGGAUCUCAACCUGGUUUAAGCGCAUCAUUAUGAGCCCCUCCCCCAGCUUGCUUUCCUAAGAUAAUAAAGUUUAUGUCUGCAUUUUUUUUUA